UAGGAUGCCAUGUCAGUGAAACCACUCAUAUAUACUGCCAUAGAACCUUGAGUGCACGGUUUGUGUGAGUUUAGGGGUACAUAUUUCUGGUUUUAUGGUUAAGGGACCUCAAAAAAUCUCGCUGAUAACUGUUAAGUUGAGGGACCUCUGGUGAACUUAUUCAGAUGAUAAUCUUCACGUCAGCCCAGCAGCAUGCCACGAUGUGUAUUCGUGCCGUAUUCGGGGCCCCUCAAUUUUCGUGGCCUGCCUGCGCGGCACUGCGCGCUGCGAACAGCGAGCAUAUUUUUUGGCUACGAAAUUCACUGCUCGAUCAGAAGAGUUUGGUCAUGCGAAGCAAAGCAAAGCGUGUGCAUUCCCACCGUGCAUGCGAUCGAGCGAGCAGCUUCGUCGUCGUCUUCGUUUCAUCGCUUCUGCUCGAUCCCCCGAUUUGCCACUCCUCCUAAAUUGGCAAAGUCGCCUGCGAGCCAAGCAUUGUAGGGCACAUGCAUAAAGCCAAGACCAUGGCAAUGGACGCACGAGCUUUCUUUCCUCUCUCUCCCCCUUCCUCCUCCUCCGGCCGGUCCGGUCACCGCCUGCCUCGUCGUCGCCGGCGCUGAUCGGUUUCGCCCGCCCGACCGCGGCGGAGAUCGAGGUAUGAUGGACGGGAACGCGGUGGACGAGCUGAUACGGCGGCUGCUCGACGGGAAGAAGGUCAAGCCGUCGUCGUCGGCGAAGAAGGUGCAGCUCAGCGAGGCGGAGAUCCGGCAGCUCUGCGUCACCGGCAAGGACAUCUUCCUCUCCCAGCCCAACCUCCUCGAGCUCGAGGCCCCCAUCAACGUCUGCGGCGACAUCCACGGCCAAUUCUCCGACCUGCUCCGGCUGUUCGAGUUCGGCGGGCUGCCGCCGACGGCGAACUACCUGUUCCUCGGCGACUACGUGGACCGCGGGAAGCAGAGCAUCGAGACGAUCUGCCUCCUGCUGGCAUACAAGAUCAAGUACCCGGACAACUUCUUCCUGCUGCGAGGCAACCACGAGUGCGCGUCGAUCAACCGAAUCUACGGGUUCUACGACGAGUGCAAGCGCCGGUUCAGCGUCCGCCUCUGGAAGCUCUUCACCGACUGCUUCAACUGCCUCCCCGUCGCCGCCGUCAUCGACGACAAGAUCCUCUGCAUGCACGGCGGCCUCUCGCCGGACCUCGACAGCCUCGACCGGAUCAGGGAGAUCGCCCGACCCGUCGACGUCCCCGACCAGGGCCUCCUCUGCGACCUCCUCUGGUCCGACCCCGACCGCGAGAGCUCCGGCUGGGGCGAGAACGACCGCGGCGUCUCCUUCACCUUCGGCGCCGACAAGGUCACCGAGUUCCUCAACAAGCACGACCUCGACCUCAUCUGCCGCGCUCACCAGGCAAGCCGCCAUCGCCAUCGCCACCUCCUCCUCCCGUGCGUUGCGAUUUUGCAUAAUCGUCUCAACCUUGAAGCUCUUCUUGCGUUCUUGGGGGCAAAUGGACGAACAGGUGGUGGAGGACGGCUACGAGUUCUUCGCGGACAGGCAGCUGGUGACCAUAUUCUCGGCGCCGAACUACUGCGGCGAGUUCAACAACGCCGGCGCGCUGAUGAACGUGGACGCCAGCCUGCUCUGCUCGUUCCAGAUCCUCAAGCCGUUCAGAGGCAAGUCGCAGGCGGAGUGACGACGAAGAGACGACGCCGGCGAGGCUAGCCGGCCGUCGAUCGAGGCAGAGAAUUUUUCUUUUUUUUUUGGGGAUUUAGACAGAGGCUUCGUAUACGUAGAUCUGCAUGCGCAUUUCACAGCACAGAAUUUUCUCGUUGAUGCAUAUUUGGGGGGACAAACAGAUGAUCCAACCUCCACUUCUUCUGAAUCCUUUGCUUGUAAACUGAUUCAAUACUUGUAUAUAUAACCAAUUAACCAAACAUAUAGUUCCUUAAUCCUAUAUAUGCAUGGUCAUGGUCUCGUGGAAGGAACAAAAUUUUAUC
Molecule: messenger RNA, 1970 nt
Organism: Oryza sativa Japonica Group (Japanese rice)
Lineage: Eukaryota; Viridiplantae; Streptophyta; Magnoliopsida; Poales; Poaceae
Source: RefSeq, a predicted model, not a curated record